UCUUGCAUUAAAGGCGUGCCUGGAGAAAACCGUAGAGGAAUUGCAUUGAUAUUGCAGUCACUGGGUCACCUGCCUGGUUUGGUGACAGCGGUGGAAUCAUGUCGUUCGCACCCUAUGCUGCAGUUGCAGCAAUCUCGGCCUCCCUUGGCGCUGUGCUUGGCUCGGAGAAGGUCCAAGUCUAUGGGGCCUUGGCAAAGGUGAAAGGCUGGUUGGGCUUCAAGGCAGCUGCUGUGGACCUCACGGAGCCAUCUGCAGUGCUGGCAGAAGCCUUGAACUUGGCAAAGGCAACGCCCCAAGAUUGCGGAGUGCUCUCCACGCGACAGCUGCGAGGUGGCGUAGCUUCAAGGAUGGUGCAGUUAAAGGAUGUGUGGCAGCUUUAGGCAGAAUAUGUGCGGGGCAGCACGCGCCCACAUCCCAAUGGGGCAUGAUGCUGCUGCACGCACGUCAGGAGUUUAGCGAGCUCAAGAGUGAUCCCAGCUGCGCGUUGCUCUACUGGAACCCGGAAACCUUGACCUACGUGACCUUUCAGGGGCGAGCAGAGGAAAAGUCGCCUUCAGAGGGAAACAACUUUUGGAGGGAAUGGAUGCAGAUUCUGUACAAGGAUCCAAAGCUGUACACUGCAUGGCAUUUGCAUGUGCAAAAAAUCCAGGUAGUCAGUAUUGGGCGCCUUGAAAGCUACCGCAAGGAUUGGCGUCCAGUGGAACUUGAAUGGGUCAAUGAUGGUUCCUGGAAGGUCGUAUGUGAUGGAACUGAGUGAGCCACACUAGACUUUGAUUCCUGAAUGUUCCCUCGUGUACGGCUGCAGCAUGAGUCAGAAAAAGCGGAAAAA
Messenger RNA from Cladocopium goreaui, 829 nucleotides. NCBI's taxonomy places the organism in Eukaryota, Dinophyceae, Suessiales, Symbiodiniaceae. The record is from the annotation of a GenBank genome assembly.